Nicrophorus vespilloides is the source of this 1783-nucleotide messenger RNA. RefSeq names its product midnolin-A (gene stx). Bases 565 to 1554 code for a protein of 329 amino acids. Gene Ontology annotation, cellular component: nucleus. The transcript is spliced from 4 exons. The record is from RefSeq and is a predicted model, not a curated record. Gene Ontology annotation, molecular function: protein binding. NCBI's taxonomy places the organism in Eukaryota, Metazoa, Arthropoda, Insecta, Coleoptera, Silphidae.
UCUGAAGCAAACAGAAGGUAGAUAGAUAAAUGAUUAUGCGAAAAUCCGCGAAGUGCGUUGAGUAAAUUUGUGAAAUUUCGUUGCACAAUGGAGUGAAACCUGCAGUGUGCAUUAUUCCAUUCGCUUCCUUUUCACUCUUCUUUUUUUUCUGCCGUGUAUCGGGAAUAUUGAACUGAUCAAUAGGCAACCACCAAGACGAGCGAGAUCUUUGUGUAGCUCCCUACUUCUCCAAGCGCAAGCGAAGCUGUCAGAAUCCGGAGCCCACAGUCACCCACAGUACCGUAAUUUAGUAUAUAGUGCGAACUCUAUGUAGGUAUAUAUAUAUAUAUAUAUGUAUACAUAUAUGCACUUAUACAUCUGCAAGUACGUGUCGGUGUGCAAGUGUAAGUGUGUGUUUUUUUUGUUCCUGUGAUUGUCCACGAAUUCCUUCAGCUGCUGCCCUUUUUUUUCCCUCUUCACGGUGAUGAGAUGUUGUUUCGGGCGUACUUCGGAACCGCUGGAGUUGUCGUUUUGUGUGUGUGACCCCUAGCAAUCGGCCCGCAACUGACGAAUUGACUCUAUAAGAUGGAAGACAGUGCAGAAUCAAGCUCUAACCCCAUUUCUCAGGGGUGUGGCCCACAUACACAGAUCUCCAUCCAUAUCAGCCCCACAACUGGGGGUGAUUUCUUCCUCACUGUUGACCCAGACAUCACAGUAGAUAAUCUGAAGAAGUUGGUAUCGAAGAAGCUCAAAGUCCCACGGGACAGGCUCUGCCUACUCUUCAGGGACAAGCAACUCCAAGAGGGCAAUCUGACACAGCAUGGUGUGGCCGAUGGUUCCAAAGUCACAUUACUGCCCAAUGUAGAGACUGGACUUGUUACCCAACGUCCGGAGGUGGGCAUAAUGCAGGCUUUGGAGUCGCUGAACGACACACAGGUAAACGAGUUCCUAUGCGGCAAAGCGCCGUUGAACCUUAGCAUGCGUCUGGGAGAUCACAUGAUGCUGAUCCAACUGCAGCUGAGCACCGUUUCGGGAGCAAAGCCGCCGCCACAGCCUCCGGGCAGCCCACAACCCUCGCGUCCCCCUAGCCUUAUACAGGCGUCCAGGAACCUUCAGCACACGCUCCGACGACUGUCAGCAGAUGUCUUCUCAGGCAGAGGCGAUGACAGUCCGAGGCAACGUAAGCAUCAAAGAAGACACGAUCAUAGUCGCAGAAGCAGUGUAUACUCGGGCACGUUCAGCGGCGCCCUAAAUCCGGCACUGCAGGAUCCAAAAGGCAGACCUAGACGCGACGUCGCGACCAUCGUGCACAUCCUUAAUGAUCUCCUGUGCUCGGCGCCGGACCUCCGUCGCGUAAGACGGAGCGUCGACGAAGCGUCCUCCACAUCUUCCGUCAUCGAGCAGGACGAAGAGCCAGCUCCCUCAACCUGCAGCGAGGAUCAGAACCUCCGCACCAGGGGCAAGCUGGAGCAGCUAAGACUGGUCAUGGGCGAGAGAAGGGAGCGCAGACGCCAGCGCAAGCAGAAACCCUAUUCCCUGCCUCAAAGUGAUAACACAGACACUGUUACUGCAUAAAUUACACACUCCUUGUAUAUAGUUUUAUUAUCUACUUACAUGUGCAUUUCUAACUUGUUUCCCCCCAGACCACAAGCUUCGACAGAUUCCCAAACUGUCGAUUAUACCCCCGUUUUCUCCCCCCUUAUAUUUUUCUAUCCCUUAAUUAUUUUUAUUUUUAAUUCUAGUGUAAGUUUAUUAAUGAUUUAGCAUUAAACAGAAGAAAUACACAUUUCAAUAAUUUACUUUA